AUGUUUCAAAAGUACUGCAAAUACGAUUUCAAUGACGAAAUGGAAGAAGAGCAACAAAAAAAAUUGUAUUAUUGUUCGUAUGCAGGCUGCGCAUCAUAUUUUGAUAGACCCUAUAGAUUAGCACAGCACUUUCUGGCUCACAAUAACAUAAGACCAUUUCCUUGCAAUCAGCCUAACUGCAACAAAGCAUACACAAACAAGAGUCACUUGGAUCGCCACAUGAAUUCUGUGCACUUGCCUCAAGAAAAGGAUGUAGUUUACAGCUGUUCACAAUGCAUGAAACCAUUUGCAAACCGUCAGAAUCUCAAAAGACAUAUUAAUACUGUCCACGCUGUUCAGUUCACAUGUGAUCUGUGUAAAAUGACCUACAAAAAGAAAAAUCAACUUACAGCCCAUAUGUAUCAACACACGGGUAUAAAAGCUUUCAAAUGCGAUAUUUGCACAGAAUCAUUUGUUAGUCUUUACCUAAAGAAGAGACACAUGAGAUAUCACAAAACUUACAAAUGUGAAGAUUGUGAUUUAGUUUUUAAUCACUGGUCAAAAUAUCAGAAACACAAAAAAUCUAAACAUGUUCAGAGUUACUCAUCAACUCCUCAACAACUUAAAUCAUUAAAAUCAUUAUUUGAGAGCAAUGUCACAGUUUUACAACCGAAAUUUAAUUUACGGCUCCCCGGCGGUGAGCGUCAGAUGUGGCAGUCACCUUCGGCCGAAGACUACGCCGAAGUGUUUGUUUGUAAUGAAUGUAAGAGAACAUUCAAAGAAAGAGGUCACAUAGUAAGACAUCUGAAAACACAUGGUCAGAAAAAAAUUACCAAAACAUUCCCUUGUCCCUAUGAAAAUUGCCCAAGGUUUUACUCCAGGAAGAGUAAUCUAAAGCAGCAUAUUUUAGUUAGCCAUAUGCAAAUAUACCACAAAUGCACACUUUGUGAAGCACAACUAUCCACCAAGGCUAAGUUAAACUAUCACAUGCAAUUGCAUUAUAAAGUGAAACCAGAAGUAGUACCAAAAACUGACAAGGAGCGGAAGCCUCGGAAAGAUGAAGGAACUUUCAAAAUAUCAACAGCUCUCAAAUUAUCUGGAUUGCCUGCCCCACCUGAGAAAUCUGUUACUUCAAACAGACCUGUGAAUUUGUCUGUAAAACCUGAACACAUAGAGGUUGAAGUGGAUGUUCAUGUCUGA
Molecule: messenger RNA, 1179 nt
Organism: Spodoptera littoralis (African cotton leafworm)
Lineage: Eukaryota; Metazoa; Arthropoda; Insecta; Lepidoptera; Noctuidae
Source: the annotation of a GenBank genome assembly